AUGCAGCCGGCGACGUCCCGCCUGCUCAAUCUGCUGCUGCUGUCGCUGCUGUCUGGACUGGGUCCUUCCAAGACGCAGGUCAGCCCCAAGGAGGGGUGGCAGGUGUACAGCUCCGCGCAGGACCCCGAUGGCCGAUGCAUCUGCACAGUGGUGGCUCCGGAGCAGAACCUGUGCUCCCGGGAUGCCAAGAGCAGGCAGCUGCGCCAGCUGCUGGAAAAGGUCCAGAACAUGUCCCAGUCCAUUGAAGUCUUAAACCUGAGGACUCAGAGGGAUUUCCAGUACGUUCUCAAGAUGGAAACCCAGAUGAAGGGGCUCAAGGCCAAGUUCCGGCAGAUUGAGGAUGACCGGAAGACACUCAUGACCAAGCACUUCCAGGACCUGAAGGAGAAGAUGGACGAGCUCCUGCCGCUGAUCCCCGUGCUGGAGCAGUACAAGACGGACGCGCGGCUCAUCACGCAGUUCAAGGAGGAGAUCCGGAACCUGUCGGCCGUGCUCACGGGGAUCCAGGAGGAGCUGGGCGCCUACGACUACGAGGAGCUGCACCUUCGGGUGCUCAGCCUGGAGACCCGGCUCCGUGACUGCAUGAAGAAGCUCACAUGUGGCAAGUUGAUGAAAAUCACAGGCCCAAUUACUGUCAAGACGUCUGGAACCCGAUUCGGUGCCUGGAUGACUGAUCCUCUAGCAUCCGAGAGAAACAACAGAGUCUGGUACAUGGACAGUUACACUAACAACAAAAUAGUCCGUGAGUACAAGUCCAUGGCCGACUUUGUCAGCGGGGUUGAAUCAAGGACCUACAACCUCCCUUUCAAGUGGGCGGGCACCAACCACGUGGUCUACAACGGCUCACUCUACUUCAACAAGUACCAGAGCAACAUCGUCAUCAAGUACAGCUUCGACCUGGGCCGCGUGCUGGCCCAGCGCAGCCUGGAGUACGCCGGCUUCCAGAAUGUCUACCCCUACACGUGGGGUGGCUUCUCCGACAUCGACCUGAUGGCCGACGAAAUCGGGCUGUGGGCCGUGUACGCCACCAACCAGAACGCGGGCAACAUCGUCAUCAGCCAGCUGAACCCAGACACCCUGGAGGUGGUGAAGAGCUGGAACACGGGCUACCCCAAGAGAAGCGCCGGAGAGUCCUUCAUGAUCUGCGGGACCCUGUACGUCACCAACUCCCACCUGACCGGAGCUAAGGUGUACUAUUCCUACUCCACCAAGACCUCCAGCUACGAGUACACGGACAUCCCCUUCCACAACCAGUACUUCCACAUCUCCAUGCUGGACUACAACGCCAGGGACAGGGCGCUCUACGCCUGGAACAAUGGCCACCAGGUCCUGUUCAACGUCACCCUCUUCCACAUCAUCAAGACCGAGGACGACACAUAA
Molecule: messenger RNA, 1380 nt
Organism: Pipistrellus nathusii (Nathusius's pipistrelle)
Lineage: Eukaryota; Metazoa; Chordata; Mammalia; Chiroptera; Vespertilionidae
Source: the annotation of a GenBank genome assembly